Fusarium proliferatum ET1 is the source of this 1050-nucleotide messenger RNA. RefSeq lists its product as uncharacterized. Lineage: Eukaryota; Fungi; Ascomycota; Sordariomycetes; Hypocreales; Nectriaceae. The record is from RefSeq and is a predicted model, not a curated record. The transcript has 2 exons. Bases 1 to 1050 code for a protein of 349 amino acids.
AUGUCUAAAGAUCUCGACAAGUCCCUGCUUGAUCGUCUAAACGCCCUUAGAGGCAGCAGCGCAGGUCAAGACAAGCCAGUAUCAACAGAGAUUAAAGUUGAUCUCAUUGAGCGCAAAAAGGCGCCAACUCGAGAUGAUACACUAGCCGCUCGUCUCAAGUCCCUACGAGACCGUGGCGAUGAACCUUCACCAGCACCAGCGACAGCACCAAAGACAACCCAACCGCCAUCAAAGUCAACACCCCAGCCAGAAAAUACUCCAAAGAAGGAAUCUCCCAAACUCGAAGAUGAAGAAGACGACUUCAUCUUCCAAACAGACGAUCAGACUCUGGAAGAGCUACUAGGCGACGUGCAACCUGAAGAAGGCUUUAAUCCUGAACCAGACGACGCACAGGUCAAAGCACUUCUAGAACAGCUCGCAGACUCAAUACCAAAAGACACAGAAGACGAAAAGGAUAAGAAGAAUGAGGACUCGGAUGAUUCAGAUGGUGAGGCUAUGAACAAGGAUGUCGAUGAAGUCAUCGCCCGCUUCCGCGACGAGGCAGAAGUCGAAGCAGCUCUCGCAAAGACCAAAACCCCCGAUCCAAAAUCGGAGUCCGAACCUGAACAAACUACUUCUAAAACAGAAGAUAUCGCUCUUCCAGACGUUCCCUCCGACCUCGCCGACAUCCCUUCUUCAAAUCGGGCUGGGAGUGCAGACAUAGAUGAUAUAACCGCCCGUCUCGCUGCUCUACGCGCACCAUCCCCCGAUCAAGAUUCCCUCGCCCUUCCGUCCGUACCAACAUCUAAACCAUCGGGCCAGCCGGUGAAUCGUCUAACUUCACGGACGAACUACACCGACGACGAUGUGGAAAGCUGGUGUACCGUUUGUUUGGAAGACGCAACGGUGCGAUGUCCAGGGUGCGACGAUGACGUUUACUGUACGCGAUGUUGGUACGAGAUGCAUCGGGGACCACAAGCUGGGUUCGACGAGAGGAGUCACAAGGCUGUACAAUUCACCAAGGAUAAAAAGGAGAAGGAAAAAACGAAGAAGGUAGCGCUAGGAGCAUAA